Molecule: messenger RNA, 2005 nt
Organism: Homalodisca vitripennis (glassy-winged sharpshooter)
Lineage: Eukaryota; Metazoa; Arthropoda; Insecta; Hemiptera; Cicadellidae
Product: photoreceptor-specific nuclear receptor-like
Exons: 8
Coding region: 1-1368 (455 amino acids)
Biological process (GO): positive regulation of transcription by RNA polymerase II; anatomical structure development; cell differentiation
Molecular function (GO): nuclear receptor activity; RNA polymerase II cis-regulatory region sequence-specific DNA binding; zinc ion binding
Source: RefSeq, a predicted model, not a curated record
AUGGAGGUCCUGCCGCCAGGAUCACUGGCUCCUGCUGACACAAGGGUUCCAGAAGGAGUACAAAGUUCGGCCGACAACAGCUACUCUCCUACCUGCAGCCCACACCCCCUGGCUCUGUGUCUAGGUCCCGUGUGUCCCACCCAGACCGUGGUCCGAGCCACCCGUUCUCCGCCCUACCUGACCCACGCCACCCUCCAUCCACCCGCCAAGAUCAAGAGCCUCGGCCUCACCUGCGUCGUGUGUGGAGACACCAGCAGCGGCAAGCACUACGGCAUCCUCGCCUGCAACGGCUGCAGUGGCUUCUUCAAGCGGUCCGUCCGCAGGAAACUCAUCUACAGGUGCCAGGCUGGCACGGGUCGCUGUGUGGUAGACAAGGCACACCGAAAUCAGUGCCAGGCCUGCCGGCUCAAGAAGUGCCUGGGCAUGGGCAUGAACAAAGACGCGGUGCAGAAUGAGAGGCAGCCUCGCAACACCGCUACUAUCCGCCCAGAGACGCUGGUGGACAUGGACCACGAGCGAGCCCUGAGGGAGGCUGCUGUCGCCGUGGGCGUGUUCGGGCCUCCUGUGUCUGUGGCUCUGGGUCUCUCUCCAAUGAGGUACCACUCAGCCAUCGGCUACCCAACACCUCCAUCUCCACCCCAGACCAACAGCAAGCAAGAGCCUGACGAUGGGGAAAAUUCAGAAGACGACAGUAUAGAUGUAACCAACGAAGAGCCACCAUCCUGCACCUCUGCGCCCCCUCAGCCCCCACCACCCCCUGAGAACACCUCACUGUACCCCCCAACUCAUGAGACUGUUUACGAGACCUCUGCCAGGCUGCUAUUCAUGGCUGUCAAGUGGGCGAAGAACCUACCAUCCUUCGCUUCACUACCAUUCCGUGAUCAGGUAAUCCUACUGGAAGAGUGUUGGUCAGAACUGUUCCUCUUGAACGCUGUCCAGUGGUGCCUGCCGCUAGAGACCAGCCCUCUCUUCAACGUGUCGGAACACCUGGCCACAGUUCCCAACGGCAAAGCCAGCCAGAUCGCUGCUGAGGUGCGGAUUCUUAACGACAUCUUGCAGAGAUAUCGCCUCGUAGGAGUCGACCCAGCAGAGUUUGCUUGUCUUAAGGCUAUUGUACUAUUCAGAGCAGAGACGAGAGGUCUGAAGGAUCCCCUGCAAGUGGAGAAUCUACAAGACCAGGCCCAGGUGAUGUUAGGUCAGCACACUCGCAGUCAGCACCCGGCACACUCAGCAAGAUUUGGACGAUUGUUGCUGAUGCUGCCUCUGUUACGCCUAGUGCCGACACAACGUAUAGAACACAUCUUCUUCCAGCGGACCAUCGGCAACACUCCUAUGGAGAAAGUGCUGUGUGACAUGUACAAAAACUAGUUCCUCUCUUUGUCUCAACAUUUCAUCAUACAUUCACGACUGUACAUCUUAUUAAAAAAUCAUCAGUUUCAUAAAACUAGCAGAAAAAUUUAAACUUUUCAUAGACUAUUUUUAAAAUGUGUACUGUAAGUUUCAAUAACUUGUAGGAAUUUCAUAUCUGAAUUGUUAUUUUGGUUCUAAACAUUAUUACAAAUCUUUAUAAUUUGAACCAUCCUAGUUUGAAAUUUGGAUUCCAAAAGUGGAAUUAAUAGGUACAACAGUGUAACAGACAUGAUACAUUACUUACGAUAGAGUUAAGUAAAACACUUCAAAAGUAUUCAGGUAAAAUGAGAGCAAACUUUUCACAUUCAACCUGAAAACAUUAAGCAUAUAAACAAAAAGGAGAAUAGCAACAUGUAUAGAUUAAAAUGAAAUCAAUAAAUAACAUUUAUUUUUUUAAAUAUAAUAAUCACUAAUCAAAAUUUUUAUUUCAAAAAAAGCGUUUGCAUUCAAAGUGCUUAACAUCAAUAUAGUUAAGUAAGUGCAAUAACUAAAUUAUACCUGUAAUAAUAACAAUAGAAUAUUACAUUAUAACUCAUUUGUAGAUUGAACUUGUGAGUUUAGCUCCAGUUCACCUUCUUUUCAGUGCAGCGUCUGG